AUGUUGGGCUCUGCCUCAGUGACGGCUUGGCGCAUGCGGGUCACUUUAGCAGUGGCCCUGCAACUGUUCGUGGGGGCACUUGAUCCUCUUGAUGCAGAGCCCCCGCCUGUUGAGAUGCCCCAGCGUGAGUCAAACAAGGAGUCGGGCGACAUCGUUGCACUUCGUCUUUUCAGUCCUGUGCGGUCUACAACACAGGAAGCUAUCAAAGCCGAGGUUAUUGCCGCCGAGGCAGCAUUGGAGAUGCGGGCUGAAGUUGAUGGUCUGCCGGUAGUCUAUGAUUCCCCGGCCGUGUCAAUCUCUCUCCGAAGAGUUAGCCCAGAUGCUUUAAUGCAAAACGGGGCAGAAGUUGAAGCUCCUGAUGGUGCCUCUGUUAAGAUACCGGCAGAUCCCCGAAUCAGGGGCCGACACGGUGGUCCGGUCACAGUGACGGUGACCAGCUACCAUGCUGGCGACGCUGUCAAGGAGAUGCCGAAGGUAAAGUAUGGAGCACAGCAGCAGAUGCGAGCUGAUCCAGAUCUCAACACUGAACACAAUUCAAGCCCUGAAGAACAGGCGAACGCGUCAAACCAGACCCAAAAUGGGACCAAAAAUGAUCGUGUCGAUUUCUUUAUGACGAAGACCAGCGUUAGCUGGCGAGGCACCGUCGAUGUGAAAGUGCCUGGCUUAUCAGCUCAGGUUCCUGCACACGAUCGCCCUUGGACUCCUUAUGGCGAGAGCGUACUUUAUCCUGAAGAGAAAGCAGGAGUUCGGGAAGAAUUGGAGCGCCUGGCAGCGUUGCAAGACAAUGAUGCAAGGCUGCGCGGAUGCCGUAAGCUGGCAAGACAGUGGCAUCCAGACAAGCAUCCACCUGAAGACCGUGAGAAGGCCACCGAAAUCUUUGAGUACAUGCAGGAACUGCGUUUGGCCUUGGGCUUGUCGGUGAGGGGCCAUGGAGAAGACUCUCAGUCGUAG
Messenger RNA from Symbiodinium sp. CCMP2456, 951 nucleotides. The record is from the annotation of a GenBank genome assembly. NCBI's taxonomy places the organism in Eukaryota, Dinophyceae, Suessiales, Symbiodiniaceae.